CCCAUUUUUCACAUUAUGCCUUCAUGAUGCUUUAAACUGAAUCUCAGAGCAAUUCAAACCAGCUAUACACAGUUCCAGACAGACAGAAAGACAGACAGACUCUUUCAAUCAUGCUGUUGCGUGAGAGAUGUCUAAAGCUCACACUCUCUUGUAAAUCAUAAUUGAACAGUAGUAACACAGAGAAAGAGCUCUGUUUCAUUAAUGCUCUGAACAUGUCUGUUUUUAAUUUCAGACCUUCCACAGUGCCAAAAAAAAGCGAGAGACCACCCCUCAUGGGAGAACAUCACCGCUGGCCAGAUCACCACACAACACUCACGCACAAGACAUAAACUCACACAGUCAAGUGGACAGAGGAGUCUCUCUCUCCUGGCCACACAGAUUGUGCCCCUUCCACCUCCGGUAAACACAACUGAUUAUCCAACAGUAAAUCAGGGCUGGAUUCUUGUUCUGGUGGGAUGUGGGAAACAAUACCGGAGGGGUUUGGAAGCCCACAACAUCUUAGUUUGAUUCAUCAGAAUGCUAUCAGUGUGAACUGGUCUUCAACUUUUCUAGGGUUGAACAGGGAUACAAUGUCAUUCAAUAGCUGGGAUGUGAAGCUCUCAGCUGAAGUUGAGCCGUUUAUUCCACAGAAGAAAGGUGUUGAUGCUUCUUUAUUACCCAUGAGUCUGUGCGGUGACGGCGGCGCUGAGCCCACACAAAUCCCCUCUUACCUUAUCACAUGCUACCCAUUUGUACAGGAGAACCAGAACAACAGUCGGCAGCUUCCCAUGUAUAAUGGAGACCAACGCUGGCCGCAGUUGAACCCGGGUCCCGGUGGGCCGUACCUGGCGUACCCCAUCCUCUCCUCACCUCAGCCCCCCGUCACCAGCGAUUAUGCCACCUACUAUCACGCCAUCAUGCCUACGCCCUGCCCUCCUGUGAUGGGCUUCUACCAGCCAUUCCCUGGGUCAUACGCAGGGCCGCUGCAGGCUGGCGUGUUAAACCCUGUUUCGGACUGCAGCGAGAGAGCACCCCCACAGGGCCAGACACAGAGAGGGAGGGGGAUAUCACGAUCUCCUGUCAUGCACAAGCAGCCAAUGUCUCAGCCAAUGAGAGUCAAGCGCCCUGUGAUGCGUAGUGUGGCAGUGCAGAAGGAGGUUGGUGCAGCCGGACCUGAUGGCAGAUCCAAGACUGUGCUACUGGUGGAUGCCGCGCAGCAGACAGAUUUCCCAGGUGAGACAUGCAACAGCGGCAGAUGUUCAUCUGAUCAGAUGAGCAUUCUGCAGUGGAAGACUAAAGCUCUUCAUAGACACACAUCACAGCAGGAGUCGUCCAGUGAGCAGGGAGCCAGUGAGGCCGACAUUGACAGUGACAGCGGCUACUGCAGCCCCAAACACAACCAGACAGCUGCCGCCACCACCUCAACCAAUCAACACACAGCUUCAACGAAUGUGGACACAGGCGUCAUGACAGCUGUUAGCUGGGGGAAUUUUGGAUCACAUGUCACUCCGAAAGCAUGGACGGACAGAUCUGUGUUGUACCACAGAGGCAGUAAAACACCUGAGCAGAGGAACUACUCACAGGAGUUCCAGAUGAGUUUUGGAGGUCGUGGAGGAGGACAGAGGACAUCACAGCCUGUGUCAUCACAGACCCCCAACACACAUCUCACACCUGAACCACUGUACUUUCAGGAUGAGGAAGAGUUUCCUGAUCUGGCCACAGGUGGCGUUGCUCAGCGGAGUAAACCAGAACCAACAGCACAGGCCAAACUUCCCAAAAACCUGCUGGAUAAACUUCCAGAAAAUUCUCCGAUUAGUAUCGUUCAGACACCAAUCCCCAUCACCAGCUCUGUGCCGAAAAGAGCCAAGAGUCAAAGGAAGAAAGCUCUCGCCGCCGCCCUCGCCACAGCACAGGAGUAUUCAGAGAUUAGUAUGGAGCAGAAGAAACUACAGGAGGCUCUUUCUAAAGCAGCAGGUAAGAAGAGCCGGACCCCAGUACAGUUGGAUCUGGGUGACAUGUUGGCAGCACUAGAGAAACAGCAGCAGGCCAUGAGAGCUCGACAACUCAAUAACACCAAACCACUGACUUAUACAGUUGGUGCAAUGAGCGCUCUACACAGUAAAGACAGCACCAGCAGUCGAAUGCCAUACACCCCCCCACACAACAUCUUAGAUUCCAGCGCUCCUCGCAUCAAGAGAGGAAAGGAACGAGAGAUUCCCAGAGUCAAGAAGACCACCGCUAUGAAGAAGAUCAUUCUGCAGGAGCGUGAGGUGAAGAAAGGCAAGAGUUCUGCUGAUGUCACUGCAUCUGAAGCUGAUGAGCAGAGAGACAGUCUGAACUUCACUGACACACUCACACAGGAGCAAGAUGAGAAUGGUCUCAGUGUUCCCAGUGAUGCAUCUCUCUCGCCAGCUAGUCAGAAUUCUCCAUACAGCAUCACGCCCGUCUCUCAGGGGUCUCCUGCGAGCUCAGGGAUCGGUAGUCCCAUGGCUGCAACUGCCAUCACCAAAAUACACAGCCGGAGGUUUAGAGAGUACUGUAAUCAGGUGUUGAGUAAGGAGAUCGAUGAAAGCGUGACGAUGCUCCUGCAGGAGUUAGUGCGCUUCCAGGAGCGAGUACAUCAGAAGGAGCCAAGCAAAGCCAAAGCCAAACGCAGACUGGUGAUGGGCCUCAGAGAGGUCACCAAACACAUGAAACUACACAACAUCAAAUGUGUCAUCAUCUCACCAAACUGUGAGAAGAUCCAGGCCAAAGGUGGACUGGAUGAGGCUCUUUAUAAUGUGAUUGCCAUGGCAAGGGAACAGGAGAUCCCAUUUGUGUUUGCUCUGGGCCGUAAAGCUCUGGGCCGCUGUGUGAAUAAACUUGUUCCUGUGAGUGUAGUGGGGAUAUUUAACUACUCUGGAGCAGAGGGUCUGUUUAAUAAGGUCGUAUCUCUGACAGAAGAGGCGCGGAGAGCAUAUAAGGACAUGGUAAGCGCUCUGGAGCAGGAACAGGCAGAGGAGGCCCUGAAGAAUGUCAAGAAGGUCACACAUCACAUGGGCCACUCCAGAAACCCUUCUGCUGCCAGCGCCAUCUCCUUCUGCAGCGUCAUAUCAGAACCCAUCUCAGAGGUCAACGAGAAAGAAUACGAGACCAACUGGAGGACGAUGGUGGAAAACACAGACGUGCCAGAACCGCCGGAGUCUGAACCCAUCAGAGCAACCAAUAAAGAGAGAGAGGUCACAUCACCCCCACCACAGCCAGCACCCAACCAGAACCCGAGCUUGAACCCUGUGGCCGCUCGAGCUCCAGAGAGGGAGGAGUCUCGCACAGAUGAUCGUCUGGAGUGGGCAUCUCAGCAGAGCACAGAGACUGGCUCUCUGGACGGCAGCUGCCGAGACCUGCUCAACUCCUCCAUCACUAGCACCACCAGCACACUGGUGCCUGGCAUGCUGGAGGAGGAGGAUGAGGAUGAGGAGGAGGAAGAAGACUACACCCCCGAGCCCCUUUCAGUGCAGGUGCCCCCCCUCAGCUGCAGGAUUGAGUCGUGGGUCUCCAAAACGCUGGAGAAUCUGCAGCUGCACAGACCGAGCGACGGAAGCACCGAGGAAGAUGAAGAUGAGGAGGGGCAUCUAAGUGAUGAGGAAGAGCUUGACUCCUCUGAUCUUGUUGAACCGGUGGCUGAUGUCAAACACACACCUGAACCAUCCACACACUCUGGCUGAGCAACCACACACACCUCAUUACCCAAAGUUUCUCUGUUUCACAAAAUGCAAACAUUGACUCAGGAAAUUAAGACGAACAGACCAACACUCACACAGACUCUCUGUAGCUCCACAGCUUUAAAGGAAUAGUUCAGUCAAAAUGAAAAUUCAUAAUUUACUCACCUUCAUGGAGUUUCAAACCUGUAUGAUUGACUUUAUUCUGUGGAACAAAAAAAACAGAUGUUUAUUCUCUUCACACUGCUGUUUUCCAUACAAUGAAAGCAUACAGUGUCCAGGUGCUGCCAAAAAGAACAAAAAACGCUGAUAAAGAACCAUAGUCCAUAUGACUUAUGUGCUAUAUUCAAAGUCCUGAGGAAAAUACCUACAUUUUAAUUUGUAUACACUAUUCAAUCUUCCCCUCUUCUGAAGCUCUCUUAACAUCUCCUUUUGUAUUCCACUGAAGAAAGUCAUAGCAGUUUGGAACAAAACCGCUCAUCCAUCCCUCCACAUACACACACACACACACACACACACACACACACACACACAUACA
This is a messenger RNA of Xyrauchen texanus (razorback sucker), 4215 nucleotides long. RefSeq names its product selenocysteine insertion sequence-binding protein 2-like. Gene Ontology annotation, molecular function: ribonucleoprotein complex binding; mRNA 3'-UTR binding; selenocysteine insertion sequence binding. The record is from RefSeq and is a predicted model, not a curated record. Gene Ontology annotation, cellular component: ribonucleoprotein complex. The transcript has 20 exons. Gene Ontology annotation, biological process: selenocysteine incorporation. Bases 456 to 3683 code for a protein of 1075 amino acids. NCBI's taxonomy places the organism in Eukaryota, Metazoa, Chordata, Actinopteri, Cypriniformes, Catostomidae.